Messenger RNA from Microcebus murinus (gray mouse lemur), 1603 nucleotides. NCBI's taxonomy places the organism in Eukaryota, Metazoa, Chordata, Mammalia, Primates, Cheirogaleidae. The record is from RefSeq and is a predicted model, not a curated record.
UGGAACCUAACAGUUCUGUUGUGUCCCCCACUGUCCUUGAUGAAUUGAGACAGACAUUGUGUGGAACUUUUAUUAGCUAUCACUUAAAAGAAGUCGGUACACAAAACUGCUGGGUACCGUGUCCCAUCCAGUCAUUUCUCUCCAUGUUGGCUUGAGAACGGGAACUUCUGUGGGAGAUGUCAGGCCUGGAAAGGGCUCUGGCCCAUGCCGGUUUGGGGUGUUGCUUUCAGAUAUGGCCCCAUACCCUCCGGCCCAGAUCUCUCCUCCCCCAGCCGAGUCCGGCUCGGCCCCGCCCCGCCCCGCCCGGCCCCGCCUGCAGUGAGGCGGGCUCGCGUCCCGCUGCCGCCCUCUGUGUUGGGGCGGCCUCUGCCUCCCCUCCCAGCCACCUGCGUGUGGGCGGGCUUAAAGAACACAGUCGUCCGGGCCUUUUUGUCUGACCUUUAACCUAACCCGUGGGGGUGGAGGCCCCUGGUCUCGGGGCACGCGCGAUCCGGGAGUGCGCGGUGACCGUUGGCGGGGGUGGCGGCGGUGUCGCCGCGCUGCGCGGGGAAAUGUCCGAAAAACUAAGAAGAUGCAGAAAGGAGCUGACCGCAGCCAUUGACCGGGCCUUUGAAGGAGUCAGUCAUUCCCAGGAGUGCACAGGCCAGCAGAGGCAGGAGCUGGACGCUGCUCCGCUUUCCUUCCCGCUGCCCGUGCACAGGCUCCUCUGCAGAAGACAUCCUUUGGCAGCCUGCUCUGCUGCUGCUCCUUUUGCGGCUCUCCCAUGUGCUCCUGAGAAUGAGAACCCUGCCUUUGCAUCAAACCAUGUCCCAGUAAAUGCAAAACCACAUGUUUUAUGCCCCAAAAGAAAACCUCUGACCAGCAAAGAAAAUGUACUGAUGCAUUCCUCCAUUUUGGCAUCUGAAAGACAGUUUUGGAGAGUUGCAGGAGAUGGGGAAAACUGGAGAAAAGAAAGUUUAAGGAAAGAUACGGAGAAAGAUUUGAAGGUUGACUCAAACAUGCCACUCAACAAUUCUAGCCAAGAGGUCACAAAGGAUCUGCUUGACAUGAUUGACCAUACAAACAUCCGAACUAUUGAAGAAUUGGCUGGAAAACUAGAAUUCGAAAAUGAGUUGAACCGUGUGUGUGGUCGCUGCCAAGAUUCACCCUUCAAGGAGGAGACCUGGGCUCUGCUUAUGGACGAGAGCCCUCAGAAGGCAAUGGAUGCUGACCCUGGUAGUCUCAAGCAGGCUUUUGAUGAUCAUAAUGUAGUUGAGACUGUUCUGGACUUGGAAGAAGACUACAAUUUGAUGACCUCUUUUAAAUACCAAAUGGAUUAAGGACAGUUGAUCUUAGCUUUGAUUCUUACAGCAGGAGACUGCCAUUUAAGGAGCCUGAGUAGAAGCAGCCAUGGUGGUUGUCAGGAGCCACAUUUUUCAAAGGGUUUGCAAAACCUUUUUAAACUCCCAGUUAUGUAGUUUUUUGAGCUGAGAGCCCAGUUUUUGAAUUCUGUUGCUCUAAUAUGUUUCCUACUGUUGAUUUUACUUUUCUUGACAUCUUGAAUGUGUUUUUUAAAUUGAUGUUCAAUAUACCCAGUAUCCAAGGUAGGUGCAGGUUGUGGGCC